Messenger RNA from Laetiporus sulphureus 93-53, 1926 nucleotides. RefSeq names its product actin-like ATPase domain-containing protein. The transcript is spliced from 4 exons. Gene Ontology annotation, cellular component: nucleus; cytosol. Gene Ontology annotation, biological process: protein folding. Gene Ontology annotation, molecular function: ATP binding; ATP-dependent protein folding chaperone. The coding region runs from base 13 to 1926 and encodes 637 amino acids. The record is from RefSeq and is a predicted model, not a curated record. Lineage: Eukaryota; Fungi; Basidiomycota; Agaricomycetes; Polyporales; Laetiporaceae.
CUUUCCUAUACGAUGGCUGCGCAGCCGAACGGAAGUGCCGACGCGCCCAUAGAGGUCUCCGCCCUCCCCACCGUCGUCGGGAUCAACUUUGGCAACUCGUACGCGUCCAUCGCGGUUCUCACAAAAGAGGGCUCUGCCGACUGUAUUGCCAACGAAGAUGGCGAGCGCCAGAUCGCCUGCGCGGUCUCGUUUCACGGCGAAGAGAUGUACAUCGGCAACCAGGCCAAGCACCAGCUCAUCAAAAACUCUCAAAACACCAUAACUGGUUUCCGCAACCUUCUUGGCAAAAAGUUCUCUGAACUGUCCUUCGACAAGCCUUCCGUUUCCGCGCUCGUCAUCCAGCACCCCGAGCAGACAGACAUCCCCGCAUACAAGGUCCAAGUCCUCCAGGCAGCCCCAUCCCCUCUCCCCACGACCGCAAGCAACACUCCAGCCGCCUCGCACACUGCCACGCCCCGCUCCGAGCCCACCCCCGCCGAGCGCAUCCUAUCCGUAUCCGAGGUGACCUCCAUCUUCCUCAAAUCCCUCAUCCAAUCCGCCGAAGACUUCCUCGGCAAGAAAGUCCAGGGCGCAGUCAUCAGCGUCCCCGACUGGUUCACGGACGCGCAGCGCGCCGCCCUUCAAAAAGCCGCAGAGGACGCCGAAAUCAACGUCCUACAGCUCCUCGAGGAAGCUGGCGCCGCCGCCGCCGUAACGACAACCUCCACCACGCUCUCGAAGGACCUCAACCCGGACCGCACGCAGCUCGUCGUCGACCUCGGCGCCUCCGCGCUCGAGCUCUCGCUCCUCUCCAUCCGACAAGGCCUCGCCUACUCCCUCGCAACCCUCUCCGACACAACCGUCUCCGGCGACGCGAUCGACGACAAGCUGAUCAAGCACUUCGCCAAAGAGUUCACCAAGAAAACCAAAACGCCACUCGCCGUCGUGCCCGCCCCGACGCCGCAAGACAAACGCGCCGAGGCCAAGCUCCGCCUCGCAGUCGAGCACACAAAACGCACGCUCUCCGCAUCGCCCGGCACCGCGACGUGCUCCGUCGAGUCGCUCAAGGACGGGCUCGACUUCACCGGCACGAUCACGCGCCUGCGCUUCGACAUGGAAAUGCGCAGCGUCUACGCCCAAGUAUUCGCGCGCGUGCGCGAGCUCGUCGGCACCGCGGGUCUCGACCUGUACGACAUCGACGAAAUCGUGUACGUCGGCGGGUCCGCGAGCCUCCCGGGGCUCGACGAGGCCCUCGCGCAGGGCCUCUCCGAGACGGUGGUCACGCCGUUCACGGAGGGCGCGGUCGUAGGCGGGGGCGUCGGAGACCCGACGGCGAUCCUCUCGCGCGGGUGUGCGCUGCAGGCGCGUCUGGUCGCGAUGCUCGCGGAGGGCACGGAGGAGGAGCGCGAGGUGCGCGCGGCGUUUGCGAGCGGGAGCGAGUGGACGCGGGUGAGGGCGACGACGCGUACGGUUGGGAUGCUCUUCCCCGAGGAGGGCGCGGAAGGGGAGGGCGCGAUUGGCGGACAGUGGGUGCCUGCGGUAUUGAGGGAGACGGCGGUGCCGUGUCGACGCACGUUCCGGCUCGACGUGGACGUCGGCGCGGAGCAGCGCGUCGGGUUCGAGCUGUGGGAGGCGAAGGAGGGCGUGAAGAUCGAGAAGGUGAAGCCGCCGCGGGACGAGGAGGACGAGCCGGUACCGGCGGAGGAGGGCGAGGAGGAGGAAGAGGAGGAGGAGAUCGAGGUGAAGGAGAAGACGGUGGAGAAGGAGACGCUGCUGGGCGCGUUGGCGUUCGCGGUGAAGACGGCUAGAAGGACUGGGGACCGGUGGACGACGAAGAUCGAGGUGCAGUUCUUGAUGGAUGAUAGUGGGGGGCUGGAGGUGAGUGCGUGGGAGGUUGGACCGGGGGGCAAGGGAGAGAGGUCGGUGGUCGUCGUGCCUGCGCCGUGA